AUCAAUCGUCGUUGUUCAAAAUGAAAACAAUCACUUUUGUUACUGGCAAUGCUAACAAAUUGAAAGAAGUAAAAGAGAUCUUGAACGCACCUUUACUAAACAAAUCAUUGGAUUUACCUGAAUUACAAGGUAACUCUACACAAGAGAUCGCUAAGCAGAAGUGCAAGAUAGCCAGGGAUACUAUCAAAGGUCCUGUCAUGGUUGAAGAUACCGCACUCUGUUUUGAAGCACUCAAUAACCUCCCAGGUCCAUACAUUAAGUGGUUCUUAGAAUCCAUAGGACACGACGGAUUAAACAAAAUGUUAGUUGGCUUCAACAACACUAGAGCUCACGCUUUGUGUACUUUUGCAUACGCAGAUGAGCAAACAACUGAACCUAUCGUUUUCGAGGGUAGAACAUUCGGGAAUAUAGUACAGCCACGCGGCCCAACUAACUUUGGUUGGGAUCCAAUCUUCCAACCAGACGAGGGUAAUGGCUUGACAUAUGCAGAAAUGGCAAAAGAGGAUAAGAAUAAAAUAAGUCAUAGAUUCCGCGCAUUAGAUGCCCUUAGAGAGCAUCUAAAUUCUUGUACAUAGACAUUCAUCAUGUCAUAUCUUUUCGUAGUUGAUCUCCAGGUUUCUAAUCUAUUACUAAAUAACGCAGAAUCUAAUGUACUAUAGUAUGACUUUAUAAAUGGUUCACUCGCCGU
Messenger RNA from Wallemia mellicola CBS 633.66, 688 nucleotides. Its product is annotated as putative inosine triphosphate pyrophosphatase. Gene Ontology annotation, cellular component: cytoplasm. Lineage: Eukaryota; Fungi; Basidiomycota; Wallemiomycetes; Wallemiales; Wallemiaceae. The transcript has 3 exons. Gene Ontology annotation, molecular function: nucleoside triphosphate diphosphatase activity. The record is from RefSeq and is a predicted model, not a curated record. Gene Ontology annotation, biological process: nucleoside triphosphate catabolic process. The coding region runs from base 21 to 575 and encodes 184 amino acids.